Perognathus longimembris pacificus (Pacific pocket mouse) is the source of this 2410-nucleotide messenger RNA. RefSeq names its product galactoside alpha-(1,2)-fucosyltransferase 2-like. The record is from RefSeq and is a predicted model, not a curated record. Lineage: Eukaryota; Metazoa; Chordata; Mammalia; Rodentia; Heteromyidae. Gene Ontology annotation, cellular component: membrane. Gene Ontology annotation, biological process: carbohydrate metabolic process. The transcript has 2 exons. The coding region runs from base 391 to 1443 and encodes 350 amino acids. Gene Ontology annotation, molecular function: galactoside 2-alpha-L-fucosyltransferase activity.
GUGCCCAGAAUGGUAGAGAUUGGGAGAGGUUGGCAGAGGUGUGUCAGGCGUGAGUGUCCGUCUGAAUGCCCCUUGGCGGAACGGGACGGGACGGUUUCGGGGCGCUGAGUCAGGUGAGCCCGAGGCUGCUGGAUUCUGACCCCUCCUCCAGGCCGCCCUCUUGGCCUGCAUCCCAGGGGCACUGAGGAGGUGGGAGGGCUGCGGCCGCAGCUCAGUGCUGCAGCUCAGCCGCACCAGUUCCUGACAAGCCAGGUACACCCUGGGCGGGGUUUCCCGCACCACAGACAUGCAAAAAAACCUCUGGAAGGUUCUCUGGUGGACCAGAAGGGAGUAGCCCAGAGAGCAGAAGCACCUUGUCACCCAUUCUUGGAUUCCUGUCCCAGAACAGCCAUGGGCAGCACCACACAGGCGCCUUUCUCCUUCCCCAUGGUGCACGUCGUCCUCUUCAUCUUCAUCGCCUCCACCCUCUUCCACUUCCAGCAGCGCCUAGUGAGGCUCCAAGCCACCAGUGUGCAGGAGAAGCAGACAUGGCCGUCUCCUCCGGUCACAGGGACCCCAGCAGGGAGGAGCAAGUCCACGAGCCGACCCCAGCUGGGCAUGUGGACCAUCAACUCCAUCGGCCGCCUGGGGAACCAGAUGGGCGAGUACGCCACGCUCUACGCCCUGGCCAAGAUGAACGGGCGCCCGGCCUUCAUCCCCGCGCCCAUGCACAACACGCUGGCCCCCAUCUUCAGGAUCCGCCUCCCGGUCCUGCACAGCGACACGGAGCGUGCGGUCCACUGGCAGAACUACCACCUCAACGACUGGAUGGAGGAGCGGCACCGCCACAUCCCCGGCCGCUACGUGCGCUUCACGGGGUACCCCUGCUCCUGGACUUUCUACCACCACUUGCGCCCCGAGAUCCUGCAGGAGUUCAGCCUGCACGACCACGUGCGCGAGGAGGCCCAGGCCUUCCUGCGGGGCCUGCGCGUGAAUGGGAGCCCGCCCAGCACCUUUGUGGGGGUGCACGUGCGCCGGGGAGACUAUGUCCGUGUCAUGCCCAAAGUGUGGAAAGGGGUGGUGGCCGACCGGGGCUACCUGCAGCAGGCCCUGGACUGGUUCCGAGCCCGGUUCAAAUCUCCGGUCUUCGUGGUCACCAGCAAUGGCAUGGACUGGUGCAGGGAGAACAUCAACGCCUCUCUUGGGGACGUGGUGUUUGCUGGCAAUGGCAUUGAAGGGUCACCGGGCAAAGACUUCGCCCUGCUCACGCAAUGCAACCACACCAUCAUGACCAUUGGGACCUUUGGCAUCUGGGCCGCCUACCUGGCCGGUGGAGAGACCAUUUACCUGGCCAAUUACACCCUCCCGGACUCCCCCUUCCUCAAGGUCUUCAAGCCAAAGGCAGCCUUCCUGCCCGAGUGGAUGGGGAUCCCAGCCGACCUGUCCCCUCUACUCAAGAACUAGCCACCCUGUCCCUGGCAGCCCUUGGGUUCCCAGGCGUGAGGAGGGCCCUGGCCAGUGCCUGUGACCCCCAACAUAGACACAAAGGCUGAAGGAGGCUGACAGCAACCCAGAUACAUGCCCAGGCAAGGAGCCAGACUGGGUCUCAAAAGCAGCCAGCAAAGAACAGGGCUGGGUGUAUGUUUCAGCUGUACCAGACCAAUCUUGCGCUCUCAAGGCCCUGAACUCAAACUCCUGUGUCACCAAAUUCAUAUUAAGCUCUAUGCUAUGCUUUUUUUUUUUUUUUAAGGCCCAGGCUUCCUUUAUCCUCAAUGAUUUCCCUCCCUCAGCUUCCUGAGUUCUGAGUUCCCAGGUGUGUGCCACCAUGCCCAGCUUAUGCCACCUUUCCUGCCAUUGAAUAUGUCUAAGACCACAUCUUGCUCCACCUAGCAGCUUCCUGAUUUCCUGCAGCUCACACCUGGCUGGAUUUAGUACCCAUACCUCAGUAAGGGGCACCUGGCUCAGGACUUUGCUGAGACACGUGGGAGUCUAGAGCAAGUCAGCCAGAAAUGUCCUCCUGUUACCGAGCUCCUCUGCGAGGCCCAGGCCUAAAGGAGAUGUAAAAGCAUGGAGGACACAAGAGUCGUCUGGAAGACCUCAGGGCCCAAGAGCCUGAAUGCUCUGCAUUCCAGCAUUCCCAUUCCUGUCACUCAGGGCCGGAUCAUCACCAUUAGUGACCUAGACUCGAUCUGUGUGAACAUGGGAUGGAAUUGGCCCAGCCCAGAUCUCAUUCUUUUUCCUCUUCCUCUCUCACAUUUAUACUUGGGGUAUGGGGGAGUUAUGAGGAGCCAGGUACUAGUGCUCAUGCAGGGAAUUCUAGCCGCUUGGGUGGUUGAGAUUUGAGGACUGUGAUUCAGCGCCAACCUGGGGAAGGAAAGCCUUUGAGAUUCUUAUCUCCAAUUAACUAGCAAAGAACCAGAAGUGAAGGUUU